GUCGGCGCCUCUGCACGCGAGCACGCCGCUGCCAUGUUCAUUCCGGACAGUCUCAGGAGCUGCAUGGUGGAGCCCGAUGUCUCGACCUACCUCCAGGCACCCUCCUCCGGACAGGAGGUGACGAAAAACUAGUGGUGCGUGGUUUCGGGAUUGCCUGAAAACUCGACGAAAAGUCGCGAGAUAAACACUAAAGUGUGGCUUGCUUGUCUUGUGUGCGGUAGAGACCUUUUGAAAGAGUCGUUUUUGGCGCAGACAUGUUCGCCUCGAUGCACCCCAGGGUUAACAUGCUCACCCCUCCUGCACACCAGUGCCACAAGCAGGUGACCUACGAGGAUGAGUUUCAUCCAUUCAUUGAGGCUCUUUUGCCUUAUGUGAAGUCUUUCUCUUACACUUGGUUCAACCUGCAAGCUGCCAAACGCAAGUACUUCAAAAAGCAUGAGAAGCGCAUGUCACUCGAGGAGGAGAGGAGGUGUAAAGAAGAACUACAGAAUGAAAAGAUCGAAGUGAAACAAAAGUGGGCCUCUCGUCUGCUGGGCAAGCUGCGCAAAGACAUUACCCAAGAAUGCCGAGAAGACUUUGUGCUCAGCAUCACAGGCAAGAAGCCGGCCAUGUGCGUCCUAUCCAAUCCCGAUCAAAAGGGCAAAAUGAGAAGAAUCGACUGUCUACGUCAAGCUGACAAGGUGUGGCGUUUGGAUCUCGUUAUGGUGAUCUUGUUCAAGGCGAUACCUUUGGAGAGCACGGACGGCGAGCGGCUGGAGAAGUCGCCUGAUUGUGCUCACCCUGGCCUCUGCGUCAACCCCUACCACAUUAAUGUUUCCGUCCGCGAGUUAGAUCUCUACCUGGCCAACUUCAUCAACAGUCACGAAGUAAUAGGUGGCAUUUGUGAUAAUAACAACGAGAAAGAUGACGACAGAGGGAUCAAAGGCUAUUCACACAAUCCUUAUAACGGGGUGGUUUGUAACGAUAUCAUAUUAGCCACUGGAGUGUUCUCAUCUAAAGAACUGUGGAGACUUGCCAAAGCGUCGAUAAUGCAGGGGCCGAACGGUAUGCAGCCGCCCGUGAGUGCCAUCAAGCUGGAGAACCCUGGCGGCUACUACUGCAACAGUUACACGCCGCCGGCGCCGGACCACUCGUCCAUGCUGCCGACCGGUGCAUAUAUUCCGCUUGUGCCAGGUCCUAUGUCACUUCCAAGAAGUUCCCAAAGCCCGGGUGAGCCGAGGAAUAAGCGGCUCCGGAGGCUCAGCUCCACCGAGGAGGAGAUGGAGCUGGCCGGCGCCGCCGCUUCAGGCCCCGUCCGCGACAAGAGCACGCCCGCCGAGGUCGCCUACUACGGACAGAGCCCCGCCUCCCUCUCCAGCCAAACUAGCUGGCACUCGGACGUUGACCACGGCUCCUCUGUUCACUCGCCGCACGCGCUGGUCGCCAAGGUAAAUAAGCAGGAGCCGGGCGGCUUUCAGGGCGGCAGCAACCCCUCCUCGUCCGCCUUUGGCAGGGCGAACCACCACCACCACCACAACUCUCCACCCCACCCCUCUAGUCACGCCGCCGCCUCCACAGCCCCCGCAAACAGCCCUCGCCAAGGCAUGUCCUCGCACGGCUCCGUGGGCACGUCGAUAGCGGCCUCCAGCAUCGGAGGCGGCACCUCCUCGAGCGGCUACUACCCACAGCCGUCCGCCUCCGAGCACCAGAGCUCGCAGCACAGCCCCACAAAGUACCCUGAGAAUGGACACGACACUCUCUCCGAUUUUGUCACUUUCGUCUGCCAGGAGGCGGAAAACACGCAACAAGGCUCACAGGCGGGCUCGUCUCGGAGUCCAUCGAAACUAGCACAAUACUACCCGAGUUCGAUGUUGCCACCCCCGCCACCCCCUCCGAUGGCCCGACCUGUAGCCAUCAUUCGCUCUACAGGUACUGCUGUCCCCUUGGCAAUCAGCUACUCCGACCGCGAGCUGUCCGUGUCCGCGUCCAACUCGCCGCCGGCCUCCUCGACGCCGCCCAUGGGCGAGUCGUCGUCGCCGCGCGAUGGCAGGAGUUCGGCCCUCACCCCCUCGCCGCCGGCCUCGGCUGGUCAAGGCGAACUGCCGCCGCCACCCUCCUCCCGCUCCGUCGUCAGCGGACCCUUCUGCGUCAGCAGGGACUACGCAUUCUCCCACUUGCACCCCCAGACAGGACAGUUGUUCACGUACCCGAGUCUAAGUCCGGUGGGCGCAAUGUCCGGCGUGAUCAGCCCAACGAACCUGAAUCUGUUCUCGUCACCGGUGAGCAACUCGCGAAGUUCGUCCCGGUCGGCGUCGUCGAUCCCGCGGUGGAACACGGCGCCGUUUAUCAGCCUGGAGGAGGACUACAUGAUGGCACCGCUGAUGGGCCCCGGCAACAGCGCGGUCGAGGCCAUGGACGAUGAACGCUACUUCAGUCCGGUGGUGCAGCAAGCCGGGGGCGGCGACCCCAUCGACGCCUCCGAGCACCAGUCGGGCCAGACGGACGGGUCGCCGCCGCACGAGACGUCGUCGGUGACGGUGGCGGCGGCCGGCGUCGCUGCCAUCACGGUCGUGGUGCCGGAGAAGGGUGCCGCCACCACGCCGCAGCAGUCCUCCACGGCCUGAUUUGAAUUUCUCGAUUAAAAAACAGCCUUGUUUGUUUGUUACACGCACACACACACACACACUCACACACACGACUCAACUGAGAAAGAGAGAGAAUGCAAUUGUUCAAGUUUUUGCUCAAUAUUGUUUGUGGCGCCACACCGGCCCCCCUGCCGAGCGCGGAGUUUUAUAUAAGCCACGACCUAUGCAUGAGGACAGGACGACAGACAAGUAUUAAAAAUUGCAAAUUGUGCGUCCGACUCGAAAGUGCAAGCAAGUUGGUUAUUUGUAAUCUCAUAUGUGCGUAUAUAUUCUGUAUCAAAGGCGUUAUUUACUUAGUGGUAUGCUGUUGCAGAUGAAUACUAUUACCAUAUACAUGACAAGUUGCUAAACAGGCAUUUGGUCUCACAUCUGAAACGUUCGUUACAAUUUCCUCCGAUCAUUUACAAAUGUGCAAUAUUUAUCACCGUGAAACUAUAUUUAAAAAAUCAAAUCAGAGUGCAGAAUUUUCAAAUAAUUUUAGUUUUCUCGUUGGAAUUGAUUUUUAGCAUUUAAAUUAAAAAGAAACAAGCGAGUAUAUUACUGAUGCAGAUAAAAUGCAGCGCUUGGAAAACUCAGAAAACUAAACCAUUAUUUGAAGCAAAAAUCGAUUAUUUUUACACAUCUGUAGCUCUUGUAAUCUCUGUUGACGAUUUUUCAUGACAAAUUACAAUUUUUAGGACGCUAUCUCCGAAUUUCUGCAGGAAAUUUCCGGAAUUUGAGUUGUCCCGAAAAAAGACAUUUUCUACAAUUAGCUUUAUUUUAUUUAUUAUUUAAAAUACCCUCCUAAAUACGCUCUACAUAUUUCCGAUAUACGAAGCAAAAAGAAAUCAUUUUUGCACAUUUAUAAAUAAAAUCAAACAGAAGCAAGUAAAGUUUCGGGGGUAAGCCCUAAAUGCCUGUUUGCAAACCCUGUAAAUACCUUUCUGGGGGAACGCCGCGGUUGCAAAACUACGAAAAAGAAAGAAAGCACACUCUUAUUCUCGCAAUAACAGCCAUUACGAAAAGUGAUAUGACAAGUUUAUAGACCUCAAGAUAUGAAGUGUUUGGGUAUAUUCGUUUUUAACUGUUGAAGUGUUGAUUCGAAUUUGUUGACGUUCAAGCGGUAGUUUUUAAUUGAUUGCGGAUUGGAUUUUUGAACAGAAUGUGAUAACACUUCUAGUUUGAUCUAGUUCACAUAUAGGCCCGUUGAGUUUGAAUCGAAGACACUUUUUAACCGUUUCUCGCGCGACGCAAAACCCGGAGAACGAAAAAUUCUCUGCUGCUAGUGGCUUUUGUAACGUGUACAUAAUAACAAUAAUUUAAUUACCACAAUAUUUAAAAGGCCUAUACACACACUACACACGAAAUUUAGGAAAAUUCUAGUGCCAUAAAAUUAACACGAGAAAAUUGGUAGGUGAUUAGCUAGACUAUAAUUAAAGAUAAUUACCAAGUGACAAAUUUUAUAUAUAUAAACACUUAAUGAUUAUUGAUUGAAGAAAAAGCUCAACAAAGUGCUAUUUUGCAAUAUACUCGUCGUGAGGGAAAACAAUUUUAGUGCGCGCUGAUUACUUAAAAGCAGUUUAAUUGUAUAAAGAGAGACGGCUGUACUCUAUUAGCUGAGGGAAAUAGCAAUAAUAACAAUUAGUGAUCCGACUAGCUGUACUUAAAAUUCGAAACUCCAAAUAAAGAAGGCCUUUUCAGCAGUUGAACGGUUGUCGUGUUCUUUUCCAGCUAAAAUAAACGAAAGAAUUGCGUUUUUUAGACGAGACGAGCCUUAGAUGCCUUGCAACGAAAUUGUAGUCACGAUCCACACUUUAAUUGUGAUGAGAGAUUCGGAAAAAUGAUGAUUUCUAGCUGCCGAGAGACAGAAUAAAAUUGUAAUCUGAAUUAGAACAGCGAUACAAGUAGGCAUUGUGAUGAUAUAAACUAGUAAUUGGCAAAUACUAUGAUUGCAAAGCGCUUUUUUGUGCGAAUUUGAAAACGUCGAAAAAUUCGAUUUUCUUUUUCUGGUCGAGUCUAGCUUGUUACUCUUUUGUGGAAUUUGCGUGUGUUCUAGAUUAGCGACAAUUUCAUAUUGUGUUCUGUUCUAAACAAAGUAAGAGUAAUACAUAUAACUUAUUAUUUGCAAAGGUACAAAUACGUCAAAUUAAAAUGAUGCGAGUGCUGUAGACGAACAAAAAAUGACGACAAGUAAAAAUCAAAAUGUACACCGUAAUAAUAAUAAUUAUUAUUAAACUACUGCGCUAUUACUAUAAUUAAUAUUAGGGGUCCAGUGCUGCUGCUGAGAGGUGUAAAUAAUAGUCGAGAGAAAACCUCAGACAUGCUAUUUAAUUAUGAAAAAAGCUGGAUUUUAGCGCGUGGACGAGAAAAAUGGACAUUUUGAUAAAAGUAGGAGCAAAAAGGAGAAAGAGAGCGGACUAGCCGCGCGUCACUUGUACCAUUAAUUACAAUUAAAUUGAAUUUGCGAGUUUUGCGCUGUUGUAUUUAAGAAGUGUGGACAUUUUUGAAUACGUAGCUGCUGAGACGUGGUGCCAAAAAUACUAUUUAACGGUUAAAUUCGUAAGUGGAUGCAAGCUGCAACUAAACGCACAGGUCUAUCAGUUCGUUUAUUUCUGAAGAGAUGCUCGUUUGGUUUCGUCUCAACCUGUAGUGCCUGAAUACUCUGUCAAAAAAGCGGAAAAUUGAUUCAUUCAAUUGUAUAAAAUGGUUAUGUAACACCACAACAAAAACUGUACAACACUUCACAAAUAACGAAAUAUUACAUUUGAUAAAGCAAUAACUACACGACGUACCAUAUUAUAUGACUAGUGAGUUCAUUCUCAUUUUCUACCAUUUCAUGACCUAUACACACACAUUAUUACGACAUGCGCAAAUGUUGAAAGCUCAAGUUUGAGUCCACGCUGGAAAAGUUUGAUUAAUCAAAAAGUAGACUGAGUUGUAACUGAAUAUUUUAUUAAUUUUGCCAAAAACGAUGUUUAUAAUCGACCCAUUUAUUAUUAUUUGUUUGUUUGUUUUUCCUGUAUAAAACCCGAUGUAAAUAAGAUUUGUGCGCGUCCGCGGGCGUUGUGAGCCGAGGCGCGUCUCAAUUUUUGCUGUUUGUUUGCCUUUUUCGUUCACAAAUUGUUUCCGAGAUGAAAAUAAACACACACACUCUCUCACUCACGCAACGUGAAAGUUCUGUUUUGUGAAAAUAUACGUACAGAUGCUGCAGAAAGCGAGUAAAAAAUAAGUGGAGGUGAUAGUGGAGCUGAUUACAAUUAAACGAUUACCCCCAAUUAUGGUUAUAUUAUUAUUAUUCAUAAUGUAUAAUGUUUGAGACAAACUAACAUGAAAUUUAAUGAAAAAUUAAAAAAUAAAACAAAAAAUGAUACAACGA
Messenger RNA from Cloeon dipterum, 5979 nucleotides. RefSeq names its product Nuclear factor I (gene NfI). Gene Ontology annotation, biological process: regulation of transcription by RNA polymerase II. The coding region runs from base 255 to 2603 and encodes 782 amino acids. The transcript is spliced from 15 exons. Gene Ontology annotation, cellular component: nucleus. Gene Ontology annotation, molecular function: RNA polymerase II cis-regulatory region sequence-specific DNA binding; DNA-binding transcription factor activity, RNA polymerase II-specific. The record is from RefSeq and is a predicted model, not a curated record. NCBI's taxonomy places the organism in Eukaryota, Metazoa, Arthropoda, Insecta, Ephemeroptera, Baetidae.